Molecule: messenger RNA, 516 nt
Organism: Funneliformis mosseae
Lineage: Eukaryota; Fungi; Glomeromycota; Glomeromycetes; Glomerales; Glomeraceae
Source: the annotation of a GenBank genome assembly
AUGAUUUUCAGAGCAAGGGAUUAUGAUUCUGUGUAUGACCCUGUUCGUAGUUCUACUUUCAGAAAAAAGAUUACUUUUAGGGCUCCGUCAGAUUGUUCAUAUUUGAGAUUUUUAGAAACGUUAAAAUCUGUAUGGAUGUCUAUUGAUCAAGACGUGUCACCUUUGGGAGCUCCGCUUUACGAAAGCGAUACUAAGGUAUUAUCUGAACAGGAGUUGCAUGGCCUUGGAGGAUCGCUGUCAAGAAGAAAAUCGAAAUUAGAUGCAUUAAAGGUGCUUGAUUCCGCUCGAACCAGUGAAGCAGAUAGUCUAGCUGGCGAGUUCAGCAUCGAGAGGAAGCAAAAGAAAAUUCAAAGACGAAAAAACAAGUGCCUCGUGGAUAAUUCUUUUGGCAAUUAUAACGCCGAAGUUGAAGUUGCAUCAACUGAGGCCUCUCCAUUAAAUGUUCAUGAGCCUGUUACGCGUGAAGAUGACAAUGAAAAUCCUUUCAUUGCAAGAGAGGAAUCAAAGAAACUAUAA